AUGGCUGCUGGGACCAAAUGCCAGUGCGUCUCCAGGAGAGAGCUGAAGGACACAGGCCAGUCUUGGGCUGUGCGUGAAGCAAAGCAUACAGGCAGCCUCUCUUUUCUCUCAUCAGAAUUUCACAGCCUGGGAAUCUUUGGAGAGACUUCUGGGAUGAAAGCAGUUCUGGGGCAUGGGCUCCUGGACAUUACACAGCAUCAGAAUGGAGCGGGAGGGCAGCAGAAGAAAGCACCCCACACCACGGUGCAGAGGCUUCUCCACUGGGGUCUUCCAGUUUCCUGGAGCCGGUUCCAAUGGCGCCAGCAGAGGGAGUUCCCCGCCACUGCUUUCCUGCUAGGAGCAGGGACUGGUGGGCUCCUGGCCAUAGGUCUCUUUCAGCUCCUGGUGAACCCCAUGAACAUUUAUGAGGAGCAGAAGAUGGUGGCAUUAUAUGGCUUGGCAAGCUUGGGGGCCAUUGCCUGGGGAACCUCUCCUCAUAUCCGCUGCGCCAGUGUCCUCUUGGUACCCAAGAUGCUGGGCAAAGAAGGCAGACUCUUUUUCCUGGGAUAUGCUUUGGCUGCCAUCUACAAAGGGCCAGCAUCCAAUCUGCAGUACAACCUCAAUGAAGUGAUAGCAUCCCUGGGCUGCACUGUGGAACUGCAAAUCAACAACACCCGAGCGGCCUGGCGUGUCUCCACAGCCCCUCUGCGGGCAGUGUUCAAGGACCUGCUGGGCGGCAAAGACUCACUGAAAGUGGAGAUUUGGAACAUCUCUACCUCCUUUGAGGACCUGGAUGCCCAGGUGAAGAGUGAUAUUGGCUACGAUGUCAUAGGCACAGCCUCAGGCACAGAGAUCCAUGGAACCCCCCAAGGCAGACGCCACAUGUCCACACAGAAGCUGUAUGAGCUCAAGACCAAGCUGCGCUGCUCUUAUGUAGUAAAUAAGGCCAUAAUCAGCUGCCAUCACUGGUUUGAAAAAAAGCAUCAAGAGUGCAUGCAACACAUCUGGGUCCCACUCCUUAACCACCUGCUCUGCCUGCCAAUGAAGUUCAAGUUCUUCUGUAGCAUUGCCAAGGCAAUGCAGAUCUGGUGCUACAAACGCAUCCCAGUGGAAGGCAACUUUGGGCAAACCUAUGACUCACUCAACCAGUCUAUUCAUGGUCUGUAUGGAGAAUUUUCAGCCAAUAUUGACAUUAAGGAGGAGAAGCAGGCUGCGGUGCUGGGUCUCAACACGAGCUGGGAGCACAUGAGCAUGGAGGUUCGGGACUAUGUCCAAGAGCAAGAGGCCCGUCUGCAGUGGGCUGCGGGGCUGCUGCAUGUGCUCCUGUCCUGCACUUUCCUGCUGCUCUUCCACGCAUCCUUCUCCUACAUGGAGAGCUACAAUGGGGACAUCCGUUUUGACAACAUCUACAUCAGCACAUACUUCUAUCAGAUUGAUGCACGAAGGAAGAAGCUGGGCAAACAGAGUCUGUUGCCACUCCGCAAGGCAGAAGAGAGAUCUGUUAUCUUCCCUUUCAAGCCCACUAUCCAGGCCUCAGAAAUGCGAAAUGUGGUGAGGGAGCUCGUGGAGACGCUGCCCCUCCUGCUCCUGCUCCUGGUGCUGUGCGGGCUGGACUGGGCACUCUACUCCAUCUUUGACGCCAUCCGCCAGCACUCCUUCCUGCAGUACUCCUUCCGCAGCAGUCACAAACUGGAAGUGAAGGUUGAGGGAGACUCCAUGCUUGCCAGGCUUCUUCGAAAAACCAUUGGAGCUCUGAACACAUCCUCAGAUACAGGAGUGGAGUCAGACAACAUGCCCUGCCUGCCUCAACCUAUAGCCAUGGAUGCCAGGGCUUACUGGGAAGCUUCACUGCCAACCACCCUGCUUGUGUGUCUCUGCCUAGCUCAGGCUUUCGGUUACAGGCUCCGGAGAGCCAUUGCUGCCUUCUAUUUCCCCAAGCGAGAGAAGAAGCGGGUUCUGUUCCUCUACAAUGAGUUACUGAGAAAGAGAGCAGCUUUCACUAAAUUAAGGAGGGCCACCAUUGUCCGUCGGGCACGUCAGCAGAGGGUUUCGCGCCACCACCUGGUUGACACUCUGUACCGCCGAUGCCCUCUCCUGCGUCGCUUGACGCGUCGGCGCUGCGUAGUGUGCCAGGCACCAGAGACUCCCGAGUCCUACGUGUGCCCCACGCUGGACUGCCAGACAGUGUACUGCCGGUCGUGCUGGGAAGACAUGCGACGGCGGUGCCCGGUGUGCACGCCCCGCGAGGAGCUUUCUUCCUCUGCCUACAGCGACAGCAACGACGACACCGUCUACGGCGAAUGA
Psammomys obesus (fat sand rat) is the source of this 2283-nucleotide messenger RNA. RefSeq names its product DC-STAMP domain containing 1 (gene Dcst1). The transcript is spliced from 17 exons. NCBI's taxonomy places the organism in Eukaryota, Metazoa, Chordata, Mammalia, Rodentia, Muridae. The coding region runs from base 1 to 2283 and encodes 760 amino acids. The record is from RefSeq and is a predicted model, not a curated record. Gene Ontology annotation, cellular component: membrane.